Andrographis paniculata is the source of this 1494-nucleotide messenger RNA. RefSeq lists its product as uncharacterized. The record is from RefSeq and is a predicted model, not a curated record. Lineage: Eukaryota; Viridiplantae; Streptophyta; Magnoliopsida; Lamiales; Acanthaceae. Gene Ontology annotation, biological process: asymmetric cell division. The coding region runs from base 108 to 1277 and encodes 389 amino acids. The transcript is spliced from 4 exons.
CUCUCUCUCUCCCCUCCAACAAGCUCCUUCAAAUCCCUUUUCCAGACAUCUCGUUAAAAUUUUGAAUCGAAUUCUUGAUUUUGGUUUUGAAUCAGUAAAGGGUCCCAAUGUGGCAAAUUAUUGUAGCAGCUGCAGCAGCAGCAGGAUCAGGAAUUCUGGCAAAGAAAUUGAUGCACACUAAUGAAGUUGAAAAGCCCAAUGAAAAAGAAGUUCAAUCUCCUCAUCAACCUCAGCCAGAGGAUUCAGACAAGAAACAGGUUACAGGUGAAGAAGAUGGGAAGAUCUUCAGAUUCUCCAGUCCCCAAACAGGGAAUAAGGGCUUGAAGAAGAAAGUUUGGAGUGGAUACAAAGGGGUUAAGAGGGGACAAAGAAUUGUUGGUGAGAAACAUUCUACUUCAGGGGCGGAUCAGACAGUCUCUGCCCCUGGGAAGAAAGUCUCUGUUUGUUUGAAGAAGAGAAGAACUGCUAAGAUUGCAUCUGGGAAAUGUGAAUCUUGUGCUUCAAAAGAUAAUUCUUUUGGUUGGGGAGUUGGGCUCGGACUAAUGUACAUGAUGUCGGCUGGAAAAGCUGAAAUUAGUAGAUUGAACUCGGCGAUGGAGGAGACCGGAAAGGUUGUACAAGAGCUAAAGGCUGAGAUUUCAAGAAGGAGAAGCUUAUGUAAUAAAGAUACUGAAUAUGAAGCUGGAGCAGAUGCAAAAAGCUCCAUAAAUAAAUGUACAGUGCCAUCAUUCGGUCCCUAUGUUGAAGUCGGCGAAUGUGGCAGCAGUGGUGUAACAGAAGACCAGCAGCCUAAGUUACCGGAAAUGGAUUGGUUGGAAGCAGAGCUUGAAUCGGAAAUACAAAAGCUCCCAUGGUGUACUCAAGAUGGCUUUGAUUCGGAAGGAAGAGCUAAUGCUGUUGAGGCAAAAGGCUUGACGAAAAAACCACAGCAGGAGGACUACUCGGGCUCAAAUUUGUACCAAUACAACAAAGGAGUAUUGCCUACGGAACUGGAUAACAAAUUGUGCCACGUGCUCAUCGAGCAACAGGAAAGCCAAAUAGCUGAACUGGAGACAGAGUUGCAUCAGGCAACUUCAAGACUCCAUGAGAAAGAAUCAGAGCUUGAGUCGCUCAAGAAUUGCGUCAAACGUCUCAGUGAAUUCUCAUUAGCUAGUGUCACCUCAGAUGAAGAAAACGAGAACAAGGAAGAUGUGAGAGGAAGCGAUGAGGCCGAAAGGGCAACAAGGGAUGAACCUACAAAAGUAACGGUUGGGAUGAAGCGAGCAAUGGGGGUGUGAUCCACAACAAUGUUCUUGUUCAACAAGUGCAAAGGAACUGAUUUACAUCUAUGAAUCUUGAAUUGUAAGUAUGAAGUAAGUUUACUCUUGAUGCAGAGGUUGAACAUCAAGCGGAUCACUGAUACUUUGAGUUUUACAUACAGACCAUAAGUUAAUUGAUUAUCUGUAUAUAUUAGUUUAAUAUAUGCUACGGGGGAGCCUAAGAUUAUUUGGAUCA